GAAAGAAGCCCAUAUACAGAGACAGAGAGAGAGAGAGAGAGAGAGAGAGAGAGAGAGAGAAACAAACUCAUACAGAGAGAGAGAGUUAGAGAGAGAGAGUCGCUCUCACUUCGCAGCUGAUCGACACACGAAGUCAGCAGUUGGACCGGCUGCAUGAGGACACGGUGGUGUGGUCAUGUCUGGAUUCUUUCUGCCUGUGCUGUUGCUCCUCCCCCUGGUGGCCUCUGUCCCCUCCCCCUCCAGGUUGCCACCUAAAUACUGCCGCAGGUGCUGUGAUCACCUGGAGCCGCCCCUCAGCCCCUCCUCCCGCCCUGUGACCUAUCAGGCGCCAGAGGUUCGCACCUUCAUUAACAUGACCAUUCUCAAAGGAGAUAAAGGAGAUCGAGGUGAGAGGGGUACUCCUGGAAAGAGUGGAGCUGAUGGACCUCCAGGGUCCAGAGGGGCUGUGGGCCCUAAAGGCAGCAAAGGCCAGGCAGGAGCACCUGGAGACCCCUGCAAGACCCAACACUCCGCCUUCUCAGUGGGCCGCCGGAAGGCCCUCCACAGCGUGGAUUACUACCAGGCGAUGCUCUUCGACACCGUCUUCGUCAACACCGGCGAACACUUCAACAUGUUCAAGGGCAAGUUUUACUGCUACGUGCCGGGCGUCUACUUUUUCAACAUCAACAUCCACACCUGGAACUUCAAGGAGACGUACCUGCACCUGAUGCACAACGAGCGCGAGCAGGUGAUCCUGUACGCCCAGCCCAGCGACCGUUCCAUCAUGCAGAGCCAGAGCGUCAUGCUGAACCUGGAGCUCAACGACGAGGUGUGGGUGCGCCUCUACAAGCGCGAGCGUGAGAAUGCCAUCUACAGCGACGACGUGGACAUCUACAUCACCUUCAACGGCUACCUGGUGGCUCCAACGGUUUAGAAACGGCCUCAAACAAAUUGAUUUCCAAAUGUCCAAAGUGGAUUAAGGUUUCUUUCAGGUUCUCUCAGGGAAGAUGUGUGGAUGGUGUUCUCUGGAGAAGACGCAAACAAUACCAUGCUAGGUCUUUCAUUACGUACAUUUAGCCAUAAUGACAGAAUUUUAUGAACAUAUUGGUGCUGAACAGGGUUGACUUGUCAAGAAUUGGUAUGGGUGCGCUGUUGUCGUACCUUUGACCUGCAACCUCUUGUUAUGUAAAAUUCAGUUUGGUGAGUUGCCUCAGAAGGCUAGAAUAAGUUUUAUAGCUGUGUUAUAUAGAAUUGGUUGGCUGCAGAGCAGCCUUGCUAACUUAUCAAGGAGUAAAACUUAGGAAAUGUACAGAACAAAGCACAACAUUUUAUACAAGUCCAACUCUUGGGAAAUGGAACCCAUGCAUUAUCUCUUCUGUACUGUCUUUUAGACUGUUCCUCAGUACUGGUGAACCAGAUGGGGUCUGUUUUUACCUCCCUCACAGGGAGGGUCACUGGAAAAUAUUCCAGACUUGAGUACUUGACCACCACAUUUGCUGUGUCUGGAAGCAGCCCAGUUUGAGCAAGAGCAUAAUUUUGUUGGUGAUGCCAGCUGGAAGGGCCCCCUCACUGCCAUUAACAGCAAUUUCAUAAUGACAGGAGUGACAGAACUCAGCCGAGAACCACAAACUGACCUAGCCCUGCUGGCUGGCCCUGUGACAUAUUUAGUUGGCCCAAUACUAUGUCACCUUGUGAAAAAAUGAAAAAUUUAUAAAUGCCCCAUGUGUUAACAUGCUGUGAGAUUCAACACAAUUUUGCACUUAAUUAUGAUUAAUGGCUUAA
Molecule: messenger RNA, 1761 nt
Organism: Colossoma macropomum (tambaqui)
Lineage: Eukaryota; Metazoa; Chordata; Actinopteri; Characiformes; Serrasalmidae
Gene: c1qtnf6b
Product: C1q and TNF related 6b
Exons: 3
Coding region: 176-913 (245 amino acids)
Molecular function (GO): protein binding
Source: RefSeq, a predicted model, not a curated record